Molecule: messenger RNA, 2802 nt
Organism: Alosa alosa (allis shad)
Lineage: Eukaryota; Metazoa; Chordata; Actinopteri; Clupeiformes; Clupeidae
Gene: lnpka
Product: limb and neural patterns a
Exons: 14
Biological process (GO): endoplasmic reticulum tubular network organization
Cellular component (GO): endoplasmic reticulum tubular network
Source: RefSeq, a predicted model, not a curated record
GUAUUGAUUGACGAAUAUGGACUGAUUUUUGAUAAGGAUUUAUGUGUUUUGGCGGGUUGUUACACAUGGGAUUCGCAAGUAAAGCGAUUUUGUGAUGUCUACAGUCUGCAGCCAGUGUAGCCUACCGUUAGCGUUAGCUCGACAGUUUGCAGCAAGUAGGAAGGGCUUGGAUGUAGCGUUAGGGUGCAAGUUUUGAUGUUGUCAGUAUAAGUAGUAAGCUUUCUAUGAUGUACCCAACUUAAAUGCAACAAUAGCGAAAUGGAAUUACUCAAACCCAAAGUGCAUCUAGGUUAUUUGAUAGCCAAUUCAUCGCUGAUAGUGAGUUUUUCCAGUAGCACUAGGUCAGCAGUGCCCUUUGCUAACACGUCAGCUAGCGAAGCCAUCUAUGAACCCAACAAUAACGUUAGAAGACGGAGACGAGUUAUGGGAAAAUGUACUGUUUAUCUAGACAGUAUUGCACCGAAAUAACCGAGGUCCAUACGAUGAAUGGUGUUUGGAGACUACGAGACGGUGGAUGUGAUGCUAAUCGAGGCUUAGUCCAAAAUAGCCCCGUGUAAUGUUACUACGCCUCUCUGAAGUGUAGAGACUUUCCAUUCUGGGACUGCUGAGGCUCAAAGGAGUGUCUGACUGCGUUGGGUCUGAGAAGAGAUGGGCGCUAUAGUAUCCCGGUGGAGGGCUAAGCCCACCACUGUUGAAGUGUUAGAAGGCAUUGAUAAGGACAUACAGGCCUUUGAAGAAUACAGAGAAAAGAAUCAGAGACAGUUGAAGAUAUGGGUGGCAAGACUACUCCUCUACUCGGCCCUCCUCUACCUCAUCAGUUGUGUAGUUGUGUAUGUGUGGUACCUUCCAGAACAGAUGAUUGGAAGACUCAUCCUGGCACUGCCAUUUCUAGUGUUUCCAAUAUUAAUAUGGUUCCUGAGGAAACUCAUGAUCGCUUUGUUUUCUAAAAGAACGGAACGAAAUAAUGAGAAAUUAGAAGACCUUAAAUCACAAAAAAGAAAAAUACUUGAACAGGUGAUGGAAACAGAAACCUACAAAAAUGCUAAACUGAUUCUGGAAAGGUUCGAUCCAGACUCAAAGAAAAAACAGUAAUUGGAAUCUACGCCUCAUGGGCAACCUAUGACCCCAAGACCAGGCCAAGAGCUCCGUCAGAGAAAUGUCACUCCACGUUCAAUGCCUUUGGUGGCCCCCAGUCCUGGCCCUGCACGCCUUCCCCCCGUCGCACCGGCCGCUAAAUCCUCCAACGCAGCCCAUCACACGGCCCCUGGCGGCCCCCCAGAGAGAAACCUGGCUGCUGCGGCCGCCCAACAGACCUUCAUCAGAAGACCCAUGACCCCUGGAACUCCAGUGCCUGGUAUGGGCAUGCACCCCCCUGGUCCACCCCUUGCCAGACCCGUUCUCCCCCGAGAGAGGGGUGCCUUGGACAGGGUCAUUGAGUACUUUGUUGGGGAUGGUCCACAGAACAGAUAUGCCCUUAUAUGCCAGCAGUGCCUUUCGCAUAACGGCAUGGCAUUAAAAGAGGAAUUUGAAUACAUCGCGUUCCGUUGUGCCUACUGUUAUUUCUUGAAUCCGGCGAGGAAGACGCGUCCUCAGGCCCCACGCCUGCCCGAGCCCAGUGCUGAGAGGAGGAUGAUCGCUGACCCAGCCGCCAGCGCACCUGCAGCCCCCGUCGCCGAACCUGACCCCACCCCUGCUGCCACAGAGGAGAGCGAGAAGGCCGCCGCGGCUGAGUGUGAGGUCCCAGAGUCGGAGAAGCAGGAGUCCGCUCUCGAGGAGCCCGUCACAGAGGAGCCCGCUCCCGAGGAGUCCGCCAUGGAGGAGCCCACCACAGACACUCCACAAAGCCCAGAGCCAAAAGAUCCCCAGUCAGACAAAUCAGAUGAGGAACAUGAUGUGUCUGCCAUGGAGGUGGAGUGAAGAGGACGUCUACGACGCCUACGGAGGAAUUUUGUCAUGGUGUGUUUCCGUAUGAGGAAUGCCCGGUCCCAAGCAUUUUGCCCGCUCUCUAUUUUGGUGUAGUUGAGUUUUGUUUAAUUAAGUUCUCUUUUUGUUUUCUCUUUUACGUUCUUAAUUAUGGAUCAUCAAUGCUGUACGUGAUGCAGGAAGCGGUCACAAAUUCUGGAAAUGCCAACGGAAGUGUGAAAAGGGAUUGUAUGUAAAUAUUCAGAAAUAUUAGAGAUGGUGUUCAUGAGAAUAAAAAGUCUGUAUGAAAUAGUUCAAGUAGCCAAGCCCUCAGCUUCCAUACUGUUAUACACCUCUUCUGUUUUCACUGAAGUAGCAUUAACUAACCCUGGCAUGGACUGACCUGAGUGUUCACAUUCAGUAGCAAUAAGCACAGUUUUAGCAAUGAGUGAGUUUUUUUUUUCCUGAUGUCUGAAAGAGAAAAAAAUAAUCUCUCGCCAUGUUGGCACUGUUGUGUUUCAUGUUUGAAUGUAUAUUUUCUGUGUGCUAGUUUUCAUACAAUAAUGAAAUAUACACUUUCUGAUGUAAUGAUGAAUAUUUAUAAUAUUUAUAUAAGAUAUUUAGGUCUCUGGUACAGUGCCUUUCAUGGAAAGUAUUGAGUUGGUUUUAAACGGUCACCAACCACAUGUUUACAAUUCUGGUACACUCAUAGGAAUGUUUAGGGGUUAUUUAUUUCAUUCAAAGAAGCUGAUCAUGAUCUAGUGAACCAUAGUGCCUUUGUACUUUGCAUUUUUCUAGAUAAAGGAAGAUAUGUGAAGUAUGUUAUUUUUUUCAAACUGUAGCCAAUAUACUCGUGAAGAGAUAAAUGCCAUGGAUUGUCAAUAAAGUAUUUUUAAAAGA